Molecule: messenger RNA, 1647 nt
Organism: Parnassius apollo (apollo)
Lineage: Eukaryota; Metazoa; Arthropoda; Insecta; Lepidoptera; Papilionidae
Source: the annotation of a GenBank genome assembly
AUGACUGUUAUAUCUAUUUCACUCGCUCUCAUUGCUAGUCAUUUAACAAGCAUAACCUUACUCGGAGUGCCAGUCGAGAUCUACCUCAGGGGAACGCAAUACUGGGCAUCCGCACUUUCGCUUAUCGUUGUCACUCUUCUUACAGCUGUCAUUUAUUUGCCUGUAUUUCAUAAACUGCAACUGUCAUCGAGCUUUGAAUAUCUAGAAAUAAGAUUUUCGACCCACACUCGCACGAUCGCGGCUGUGCUGUUCCUCGUCAGUAAGCUGAUGCUCUUGCCGAUAGUACCAUACGUUCCACUUUUAGCAUUUAGAUUGGUUACCAACCCUAUAGCUGGUCGAAUAACAGCCGUGGUUUGCGUAUCUUGCGCAACGUUUAGCGCAGUUGGAGGACUUCGGGCUAUCGUUAGCAUUGGUAUAGUGACAACUUUCCUGGCUGUGGCAGGAACGGCUCUGCCAAGUGGGCUUGCUCUGUUGCCAAUGGGAUUCAAGCGAAUGUGGGAAAUUGCUAGUCAUGGAGGGCGGCUGGUGCUUUAUGACCCAGAUCCCGAAUUGGCACAUCAUACGUCGUUCUUCGCUGUGACCUUAGCACUCAGCACCAAUUGGCUCUGGAAGAUAGCUCUUAGUCAAUCAACGCUUCAAAAACUGUUAGCCGUACCAACCAUUGGCAAAGCUAGAUUAUGUCUGGCGAUCUCCUGUGUUGGAGUCAUACUUAUGAAGCUACUUUCAUGUUUCCUUGGCCUAGCGCUAUACGCUUGGUAUGCUGGCUGUGAUCCACUUCUAACUGGCCAAAUUAAAAAGCAUGAACAGUUGGUCCCUCAUUUUUUGAACAACUUAGCUGCAAUGUUUCCUGGAAUUUGUGGUAUUUUCAUCAUCGCAAUAUUUAGUGCAACUGCAGGUUGCAUCGCGUCGUUGAUAAACUCAAUAUCAGGAGUUCUUUUUGAAGAAUUUAUCAGGCCUUGGAUGCCUCAGAAUACAAACGAACUGACGUGCUGUAAAAUAAUGAAGGUUUUGUGCAUCUUAGUUGGUGUGUACUGCGCCGGUGUAGUUUGGACAGCUAAAGAAUUAGAUCGAUUACAACAUGUCGCUUCAGGAGUGACGGGUGUAACAGCUGGAACUUUGUUAGGACUAUUCACACUGGGAAUCGUAUUUUCACGAGCUAACUGUUCCGGUGCUCUGAGCGGCUGUCUAUUAAGUUUACUACUCUGUGGAUGGCUUUUGAUAGGCGCUGAAAACGCACUAGCUACGGGAGCGUUGACCUUUCAGAGCAAGCCUUUAGUCACCUCUGGCUGUGGUAAAGCGAAUUUUACGCAUAUUUUCGCCAACAUGACAACAACUAUUCCCAACGCUGCAAAGCAGCUUCCAACGAAACCCCUGCAGUCUCUGUUUCGUAUAUCAUUUACGUACUGCCCGUUCGCCGGAGCGAUAGCGGUACUUAUUAUUGGAGUGCCCAUGAGCUAUCUCACAGGAAAGUCUAAAACUGACUCCAUGAACCCCGAUGUAUUCUGCCCACUCACGCAGAGUUUCCUACAUAAAUCAAUACAGAAGAGCGCUUCGGUGUCAAUGGAACAUAGAGCACCUAACACUCAAGAAGUUUACAUGGCGUUGGACGAAGCUCUGAAACAUUUAAAAGAAGUUAUAGAAAGAUAA